Molecule: messenger RNA, 1035 nt
Organism: Drosophila serrata
Lineage: Eukaryota; Metazoa; Arthropoda; Insecta; Diptera; Drosophilidae
Gene: mRpL4
Product: mitochondrial ribosomal protein L4
Biological process (GO): translation
Cellular component (GO): ribosome
Molecular function (GO): structural constituent of ribosome
Source: RefSeq, a predicted model, not a curated record
UGGACAUUCCCCGGCAAUCCAGCUACGGUCCCACUGAAUUGCACGCUGCCGGAAAAUGUUGAAGAAUAUUUUGAAUAAAUCCAGGCAGGUGCUCUAUCCAGUGGCCAGGACCUUCACCCGAAGCACCAAUCACGGCAAUGCGGCGACCGAAUCCGCACCAGCUACGACGGCGACGGCUCCGCUGACGCAGAAGUCCACACCAUUGAUUUUGCCGCAAGAUUACACCGCCAGCUACUCGCCGGUGAGCCGCAACACAGCCAGACAGGCAUGGAUUGAGAACACGGACGCGGUGGCGGAACACAAGGUGGGAUUGAUUGAGCUGCAUCCUGACGUCUUUGCCGCUCAGCCGCGGGUCGAUAUUAUCCAGGAGAAUUUGGAGUGGCAGCGAAAGUAUCGUUAUGUAAGCAGCCACACAAAAACACGGGCGGAGGUGCGAGGCGGCGGCCGCAAGCCGUGGCCACAGAAGGGCAUGGGCCGUGCUCGGCAUGGUUCCAUCCGGUCACCCCUGUUCAAGGGCGGUGGCGUGGUCCACGGACCCCUCCCCACCACUCACUUUUACAUGCUGCCCUUUUACAAGCGCGUUCUCGGACUUACCUCCACUUUGAGCGUCAAGCUGGCCCAGGAUGAUCUGCACAUCGUUGAAGGUGUGGACAUACCCACGGGAGAUGCACAGUUCCUGAAGGAUCUAAUUGCCGAGCGAAACUGGGGACCCUCGGUCUUGAUUGUCGAUGAGGAUCACAUGUUUCCAGCCAACAUUUCCCAGGCCAGCGAUAAUCUGGGGUAUGUCAAUCUGAUGCCUUCCUUUGGCCUAAACGUGUAUUCUAUGCUGAAGCACGACACUCUGGUGCUAACGGUGGCAGCUGUGAAGCAUCUGGAACAGCGUCUGUUGUAUCAACUCCAUCGCAACGAUGCCGCCAGCAAGGGCGGCAAGUUCAAGCUGGAUCAAGUCUAGAAGUUAAGGCAGUUCAAAAAUUCUUUUAUUAUUAUUUUUAAACAUUACGGAGGAUGCGAGUAAAUGCAUUGUUAAACAUUAAA